Acanthopagrus latus (yellowfin seabream) is the source of this 1333-nucleotide messenger RNA. RefSeq names its product serine/arginine-rich splicing factor 1-like. Lineage: Eukaryota; Metazoa; Chordata; Actinopteri; Spariformes; Sparidae. Gene Ontology annotation, cellular component: ribonucleoprotein complex; nucleus; cytoplasm. The record is from RefSeq and is a predicted model, not a curated record. The coding region runs from base 217 to 816 and encodes 199 amino acids. Gene Ontology annotation, molecular function: mRNA binding. The transcript is spliced from 5 exons.
UUGUUAUUGGUUAAUCCAGCUGCUCCCAUGGUGCUGCAAACUAAACAGUGGUGGCAGGCAGGUGUCCUGUAAAUAUCCCAGUAGUUAGCUUAGAGUAGAACCAGAAGUAGGUUUCUACAUUUUAGUAUUUUGGGGUCAAACAAUUGCUUGUCUGCCUCUUCACCCUUCGGCUGUGACGGUUCUGUUGGCGAGCUGUCACCUUUGUUUUGUACCAACAUGUCCGGCGGAGGUGUCAUUCGUGGGCCGGCAGGUAGUAACGACUGUCGGAUAUACGUGGGCAACCUGCCACCUGACAUCCGCACCAAAGACGUAGAGGACGUGUUUUAUAAAUACGGAAUCAUUCGGGAUGUUGAUCUGAAAAACCGGACAGGAGGAGGACCACCGUUUGCCUUCGUUGAAUUCGAGGACCCGAGGGAUGCGGAGGAUGCCGUGUAUGGACGUGACGGUUACGACUACGAUGGCUACCGUCUGCGUGUGGAGUUUCCCCGAAGUGGCAGGGCAGGUGGUGGAGCUUCAGGACCACCGAGGGGAAGGUAUGGUCCACCUUCACGACACUCCGAGUACAGGGUUGUUGUCUCAGGCCUUCCUCCCAGUGGUAGCUGGCAGGACCUGAAGGAUCACAUGCGAGAGGCAGGUGAUGUAUGUUACGCUGAUGUGUACCGUGAUGGCACCGGAGUGGUGGAGUUUGUACGCAAGGAAGACAUGUCCUACGCUGUCCGCAAGCUGGAUAACACUAAGUUUCGCUCUCAUGAGAGUUCAGAGGAGCAGGAUAGGAUGGAAACAGAGGAAAAGGAAACACAGUUCAUAUUAGGAUAAACAGAAGGAGGAUUCAAAUGUGGCACAAAUGGUUUGGACUGGGCUCAUUGUCUCCCCAUUCCGGAGCCGGAUCAGGAUUAGGAUUAGGUUUCCGGAUGGAUACAAGGAGAAGGAGCAUUUUUUACCGGGAGAGGAUCCUCAUCAAACCGGAAGCAAUGUAGUGAAAUAUGUAACUAAAUUGGCCUUUAAAACAAGUCAAAAGAAAAAUGUUUCUUUUUGUGUUGGACUUUGCCUUUUGUUUUCAAUAAGUGGGGCAAAGCUCGGAUCAAAACCAGGAGGUGGGAUGGGAGGUGCAGGAUGGAUCCACGCACGUAAGGAGAGUGGUAAAUAGUUGGCAACUAUUAAUAGCAGAGGAGGGAGGAUGGGGAGGUAAAAAGGGAAUGUGACCUUUUAUGUGUUUUUCUCCCUCUUAGGUGGGUCUGGUGAUGCAACAGAUACAUUUUGGUUUUGCUUUACGUAAUCUCAAGUAUCUUGAAGUUUUGUUCUCUUCAAUAAAACCUCAGUUAAUAGUUUCGUA